Molecule: messenger RNA, 253 nt
Organism: Linum tenue
Lineage: Eukaryota; Viridiplantae; Streptophyta; Magnoliopsida; Malpighiales; Linaceae
Source: the annotation of a GenBank genome assembly
AAAAGGGACGAAGCUGAUGAAGAAAAGCGACCCGUCAGGCCUUCUUCCCCUUCAAUUCCUCCGCCAGACAGCCGACUACUCAGUCACCGUACCACCGAGUCAACCCACUCUACUCCAAAGCUCAUCCGAUCUUUCUAGAUUCGUCGUUAAGGAAAACCACGAUCGCGGCUUCAUGAAGUCGAUGAAUCUCAUAUCAUUCCCUCACUCAAAUACGAGUACGAGAAGCAGGACGAAACGAGUUGAGACCGACUGA